AUGACAUUGCCAGAAACCAUUGAGAUUGCAAGGCUUUUGCCAGAAAAUAAGCUCAACAAAUGGAAAGAUGUUAUCGACACAUUUACUCUCUCUGAAUCAGAGUGUGACCACACGGAAAAUCAGUACAUAAACUGUACGAAUCUUUGUGAACCAGUCGAAAAAUCAGGUAGCCGUCAUUUCCGUUGCUCCUGUUCCGAUCCAACACCAACUCUAACGUACAAUAACAGACAAUGGACAUGCCAAGGAAAUGGCCAAGUCCGAAGCCAACUUGGUGAGUAAUUCGCACACUCACAUAGAAAUGUGUCAACUUCCUCAGCGCAAAAAAGUAUACGUGUUAAAGUUUCGCUCCAGCUAACAUGCAAAUUUUCAGAUUCCUUCUUUCGCCAAAAGCUGGUAAACUUUAUUCGAUACGGAGAGCAGCCACAACUCCAGCAACAAAUUAUGUUAGACGUUAAAUUCCCGCUAUUACGGACACCCACAAUCAAAAACACUAACUGAGCGUGCUGUAAGUGUCAACAAUAACCGAAGAUUACUUUUAUAGCUUGAGAUGUAGGAGCAAUUACUAUUCAUAGUAGUACUUAUCGCUCGAGUCAAAGACGGGGGGUGGGGGGAGGGGGAGGUCAUCGGUUACAUUUGAGCGGGAUUUUCUUUCUUUUUUUUUUUUAACCUUACUCAUAAAAUGGACCUACACAUGGCAGCUCCGGUAGAGGUAAUUUCUUACGUAUUCCGCCUAGCUUAAUUUCCAGAAUCUAGUAGCAUGCAGUUACUUUACAAUUUGCAAAUUACACUGCACAUGUAUGUCUUUCGUAUGUACAGUACCUACGUGACCAUGCGGUCCUUAUUCUUUUAUCCUGUGUUAAGGUUGUCGGGUCAGUACAUUAUUUCAAAAAGAAGAAGAUGAUGACCGUUUACGAAUGCUCAACACCGAUAGCUCGAGACCAACAAAUCUAAAUCGUGGGUUCUGCAGGGUCAGCUUGAACAAUUCAUGGUAUAUUGGUUGUCAUGGUGAGAAACUACCGCUGAAAGAAAAUAUUAAAUCAUUUCACCUUGAGUGGCGGGGACGUAGAUACCACAUACAGGUAAGGAAUAUCUAUAAUUACACCUCAGUGUAUCCUUAACAGUAAUAUUGCAAAGAGACAGUAAUAUUCUUUAUUUGUAUAUUAUUAUCUUACCAAUCGGGCCUAAGACUAUACGAUAUAUCAGUUGUUUUGUGUGCACUGCCCUAACCUGUUCACUUAGAAGGAAAUCUAUACCCCCAAACCCACUCCGCAAAAACCUCGCGAGCUGUAAAGGGACAACAGUAAUAAUAAAUGGAACCAAGCCAAAGGGGAAAUUUAUAAUAAAAACAAAACAAAACAAAACAAAAACAAAAAAAAAACAAAAAAACAAACAAACUAUAAGCAACCAAAAAACCAAACGGAAAAAACCUACACCACCUGCAGGUAAGAUCAACUCCUGGACCACUGCGCCGCGCUACCUGCCGUUAGUUUGUCAGGGAAAGCAUUUUAUUUCGGUAGCCGGAUGGAAAAUAAUAAUAAUAAUAAUAAUAAUAAUAAUAAUAAUAAUAAUAAUAAUAAUAAUAAUAAUAAUAAUAAUAAUAAAUAAUUAAAAAAGGUUCUCUCUCAGCUUAAACGGCUGAUCGAAGCACGCGUAACAUGAAGGUACAGCCAGAUUUCAGGGAAAAGCAAGGUUUUGACGGUAAAAAGCCAAACGGAAACGCACUUCCGACAAACGAACAUAUCCCGCGACCUAAACCGUUCAAUCGUCUGCGAAGUAAGACUCACUGACAAGUGUUCUUAAAUCUCAAUUUUCGCUCGAAUAUUUAUUUGAAGCUACUGGUUCAGAUUGCUUCAAUGUUCUCUGUAAAUUACUUUUGCCGUCGAAAUUUACCACCAAAAGCGUUUCUUGAUCGCCAAAAUGGCCUAAAAAAACAAUAAAGUGCACCUUGACGUCUCAAUCAAUAACGUCACUGUGACUACCAACCGGAAGUCAAGUUAUAUAAAUAUAAGCCGACUCGUGCUUCUGCCUCGCUGUGAAAUUCACGCCCGGCACACGUUCCACGCGCGAUGCGAAUUUCGACAAAAUUAUAUACCUUCGCUACGUGACGGGCCGUCACAGGAAUAAAAUGAGGUAAGUAGAACAAAAUACAGCGGAGAAGACUGGGGAGAGCGGCGCUGCUCUCCCCAGUUUCUGCUCGUUUUCUACAACGCUCUAUUGUUCACCCGUGCUCCACUGUCCGAACACCUUACACAAGCUAGGAACGUGGGCGGCGGUGUAUAGUAAUAUACUAUGUGAGAACCUGAUUGCAUUGUGGCUGAGUCGAUAUCCAAACCCUGAAUGUCCCAGGGUUGAUUAAAAAUUUAAGUACCGCGACAAACCUUCUGAGUAACUAAUAAAUAAACGUAUUCAAUUGAACCAGGUGUUGAACGACUCGUCAUUACGAGGCCGGAUCAUCAACCUUGGUAUAAACUGCUUCAGCACUGCUGGCCCUUACAGAGCAGGCUGUUUGCUAUUCAAACUGGAGGGAACGUUGUCCUGUAAGUUGACGUGAAAUCGUAUGAUAUUUUUCCAGUUUUGAGGCAAAAUGUACCUAUAUUAUCGUCCAUGUUGGCAGAUUUAAUUUACGUUAUAAUCAUUAGAAAAUAAUAAGCUAUCGCCGUAUCUCGUAAUUUAAUCAAGCCAGAAUCUUGCUAAUGAGAUAUGUUCUUACUAUUGUUUGAAUUUCACUUCUUGGCUUGCAAUUGUUCCAUAUGGAACGAUGUAUGAUUUUUUUUUCCCUGGACCCAUUUAGCUUCAGUGAUUCUGCUUCAUCAGUCAAUAAAGUAGAUGUAAUAAGUUGGUAAGAAAGAACGUCAGCAAAGAUAGAUCUUUCCACCGACAUCUCUUUUUGGAUUUUCCGAACAACACGAAUAGAGUUACACCAAAAAAUGUGACAUUUUGGGGAAUAAUCCAUUGCCAAUUUCGCUGCUUUACCUACUACUCUUUGAAGAUUAAAUUUGUCGAUUUUUUUCUAAAAAGUUAACCAGGCAUAAUUCCAUGCAAAAGAAAGACAAUAAAGUGGACAACAAAACUGCCUAUGAAGAAGAUAGCCAAAGGAAAAAAAGACAGAAAGAGCGAGAGAUAAAUAUCGACGUAGAUUCGCCAAAAAGGUCCACAGUCUAAAGUCCACAUAUUGGCUUGUGCGCAUGCGCGAAAAACAAAAAAAGCUGUGUAAUUACAUCUCAGUAGUCGGAAAAUAUACCUUUUUUGUUGCAAAACUCAUGUUCAGCCAUUCUUAUGCUGAUUAGCCGAAAACCAGUCCAAACAAGAGGAAUUGGUGAAAAAUGCGUUUUUUUCGCUAUUCGCUGGCCGUCACCAAAGGGUUAAAUACAGUUAUCUUGUUUUACGACAGGUCCGAUAAGGAAACCUCCCCUGUAUGGAUUUCAGUCUUCCACAGUUCCCACAGUAUCUCUUUCAUCGUCCAUAAAAACAACACCGCUAACGUCUACGACAACAUUAGAGUCUACAGCAACACUGGAGUCUACAGUAAAACUGGUAUUUUUUAGGCAUAUUUCAGUUCCACACCAAUAUAAAUUUAGUACUCACUGUAUAAGGGCUAUUGCCUCCCCCUUGUUUUUUUUUUUUUUUUUAAAAGGUUCCUUUAAAAAUGGCGUCAAGAUGACACCGAAACGUCGUUCGUUCUUACCCGCGUUAUUUUGUUUUGGUUGUUUCUUUAUAACUAAACCUUUCCUUUAAAAAGAAAAAAACCUUUUAUUUAUUUCUUUGACUCACAUUGACAAAGUUGGUGACAGAGCAAAUGAGAUAUAAUGUCGACAAACUGUUGUUCAUCCAUAUUUCUGGCCAAAACGUCUAUACCCGGUGAAAUGGUGGCUGUGUAAGGUUUAGACAUGAUUUGCAUAAAUCAAAAAGUUAAAGUGAACACAAUUUACCGGCCCAGACAGAGGCCACUUAAACUGACGUCAAAGAUCUCCAGCAAUGCUACAUCCAGUAAUACCCAAUAACAUAAUUAUAUACACCCUGAUGUAGUGCUUAGGACCUAACGCUAUUUUUUCACAGCAAUCCAAAGUUUGACUUUAAAAGAGCCGAAGGGUGGGGGAGAGGGUAGGAGUCCAACCACCACCACCACCAAACCCUUGCUUGUAUGUCCAACUAGGGUUAAAUAUCUUAUUUGAGACAAACUACCUCAGCAUAAGGUUUAGUAGAUCAACUAAACUGUCAAAAAGCAUAACAUAAUGAAAACUGAUUUUGUUGUUCCCUUAAUCUAGACCCCAACAAAGCCAAACACAGGAUUCACAAAAGAGAAGCAAAAGCAUGGCGAUACUAGCUCAUCCUCUUCACUGGAUCUCAUAGCAGGAGUGUCUGCUUCUAUAGCAACUGCUGUGCUGGUAAUUGCCAUGGUCGUACUUUACCGACGCCGGAAAUCUAGGUAAACGUUUAGUACUAGCGUUUAUUGUCAAGGUAAUGGUGACUACGGCUUGGUUCUAAAAGACCGAUUAGCGCUAACAAUGACAGGGUUAAAAUUUUAUUCCAUAACUUCAUUUUAUUUCCCUCGGAUUGUCUUUGGGUUAUUACAACUGAAUUUAACAUCUUUUAAUGAACCCGGCGCAGUUAAAGCCUUAUUUCAAUAACACGAAACUAAACAAUAUGCAUAGUAAAGGGGUUGAGCUUCAAGAACACACUGUGUUAAGUGUUUGACGCUACCUGAUGCUUGUUGGUAUACAAAUUUACAAUUAACAAAAAGAACCGACGAGGAAAGGAAAGUGUGAGAGAUGAACCAGGUACCAAAGAUUUGACCACGGCGAGAAACCCUAUUGAGCUACGAGGUCAGUCGAGAAUGGGUCGUGGGAAUCUAGUUAUUAAAAGUAGUAGCAAUAGUGGAUAUAUACCGUGUGGACAACUUUUGUGAGCUGCGUAACAGAAACAAUCUUGUGAAGUGACAAAAUGUGAAUUGCUCACAUUGUGCGCUGGAUAAGUUAUUCUGUUUUCCUGUGUUUACAGAAAGGGUGCUCAUGCAAGUACUGCUGAGGAAUUCAAAAAGGUACUUUUUGUACAUUAUGUAGUAGACUGAGAAAAUUGACUCCGUUUUUUGUCAUUAUCUAGAAAAAUGUCUACCAUUUAUGUCAAUGGGUUUAUGAAAGAGACCGUAGAUCAGAAAAUUUUCCAAUAACUAUAGCAAUUCUGACUAAUAAGUUGCAUUUCUUAAGGGAUGUUCUGCUUUAUCCUUUCCGCAUAUGUUGUUAAAUCAGAAGGCAAGUAAGGAGAUGUUGGCUGCUUACCAUUUACAAAAAGUUUCCGGAAAGUUUGGUCGGAAGUAACUGGAACACGACUUUUCGGGUCGUUUCGGAGGACAAUUUCCGGAAGACGGGUAGUCUGAAAAGGUGGUCCUGUUUUCCCGGUAGGAAUGUUCCAAACGGAAAUCCGUGUUCCAUUUCGUCAAAACCAGUUUCAGACUUUCGCGGCCGUAUUUCGGUUAAUGUAACUGAUUAGUGCAAAUGGCAAACGCAAUUCCCGGACGAAAUUUACCAGACUUGAUUUUUGCUUACCAUUUGUACAAACCAAGAGCCGACCGGUUUGCCCAUGUGAAUGGUAAACAACCAUUAUUUUUAUUUAUUCUUCCCUAGAAUGGAAACUCAGAGCAAAACGUAGCAUUUCAGCCGGACACUCAAAAUGAUUACCUACCAGACAGGAUGAAAGAGCCAGGUACGUAACAAAAGCUUAAAAAAUGUACUAGAAAAACAACCAUUAGUUAUUAGCAUUUGUUAGGGAGUAAAAGGUCCAGGUUGAUAAAACAGAUGUAUGGAACAGGCAUCACCUCUUGCGCGUUGUUGAUACAAAGUUGCGGCGGAUUCUAAAAGACAAAGGGUAGGGUAACAAUAGUCCUUUGUACUGCCAACGCAAAUUGCGGAAAACUGUGUGAAGUUAAUAUCGCAAUUGGUAUUCCAUGCCAUGGUAUUCGAAUUCCAGUAUUUUAAAAUUUAUUGUCAAAUUGCUAGGGCUUCAAUCAACCAACAACAGGCCAAAAGCCAUUCGGCUGACAAAACGUGUCAGUUCCAUGUCUAAAAUGACAUCUGCCAUGGUUGGAGAAAGAUCUGACUGUCUUGUAAUGCGAGGAAGGAGGCCUUGUGCCUCGCUUCUGUGACUUACAUGAACCGUGACAUAAAUGACACUUUCGUGACAAAUCACCCGGAUGACAGGAAACCCUCCUUUGCUGGUAGCUAGAGAAAUACAAUAAUGAUCAGUCUCGUUCAGCAUAAAACCAUUCAUUUCUUUCAGAAAUAAAUCGCAUAUUCCCUUUCAUCAUCGGUAGAUUCCACAGUUUACCCAGAAAGUUGUACUCAACUUACAUGUACUAUGACUUAUGGGCUUAACCAGUUUUCUUUUUACUGUUGCCAUUAUUUCACAUUAAAUUCAAACUUACAGGCAAUUCUCAAAUCGGGGAAGUCUAUGCUGCUCUUGAUGUCCCUGAGGGACACAAUAUUUAUGGUACCGGAAAUGUUGAUGAGCCAUUCUACAACUUGCUGCAAGAUCCUGCCCAGGACAAGGAAGAAGGA
Molecule: messenger RNA, 6551 nt
Organism: Porites evermanni
Lineage: Eukaryota; Metazoa; Cnidaria; Anthozoa; Scleractinia; Poritidae
Source: the annotation of a GenBank genome assembly